AUGGACGGGAAAGAUCAACAUGGGAAUUGGUCUUAUGACGAUCAAGUCAACAGCACCACUUCAGUGCUGAGCGAUGGGGGCCCACAAAAUCCCUUGCAGGGAAUUUCACAAGAACCCCCAAAGGAAAUCCAAUUUUUCGAAAUCGCCCCUCCUGCCGAAGAGCUGGUCGACCUGAACCUUGAACUCUCUCUUGGCGGUCUCUACAGAGAGAUCAAGGAAAGCCCUAACCCUAACCCAGUCUUGUUGACUGCAACAAGAGCAGCCGCUGUCAAUAAUGCGAACCCACCAAUAAUGAGUGCUCAGAACAACGAUGGCAUUCUGCCUCCGCCGCCGCAGCCACAACCACCACCACCGCUGCGUCCGUAUUAUACCACAGACAAUAACAACAUGGAUCAAAUUGCGUUGAACGAAAUUGCAACAUAUCUGGAGGCGCAAAAGAAGAGGCAGGUCGAGACCUAUAGGAGGUACAUCCUGAGGAGGAGGGCCCGUGAACGUACCAAGGUAAAGAAGAAGGCGGCGGCUGCUGCAUCCCCGCCAGCUCCUCCUCUGGCGGCAGCAGCAGCAGCUGCAGCACAACCGCCUCAAGGUCCACUGCCGAAGCCAACUGCGUUGCCAGUGGUGGUGGCUUUGGACACGGAGAAUCGCGAGCUUUCUAGGGCUGUGGAGAAGAUGAAUGCCCUAGGAGAGUCCUCUGGGAAAAAAAUACUAGAAGGAGCAAGUGCUCUCGCCACGGGCAUAGGCUCUUCCAGCUCUCAGGAGCUAUGGACAUCUCACCAACCAAAUUCGGACACGAAAGCCUUCGCUGCGAAGGUGAUCUAUGGGAAGUCGGCAAUUGUGAUUGAGAACAUCUCUCACGAUGAGCAAAUCAAGAGACCUAGGCUCUUCAAUGUUGUUCAAAACAACAAUGCUCAUAAAGAAAAUAGCAUCGUUAAUGGAGGGAGAGGGAUGAAGCAAUUGCUGACUGUGACCACCACAGGAGAUGGGUCAAAGGGCAAGAAGGUGGAUGGGUUCCUCUAUAAGUACGGUAAGGGUGACCACAUCUUCAUCAUGUGCUUCUGCCACGGCGUCUUCCUCAGCCCGACUGACUUUGUCAAGCACGCCAACCACACUGAUUGGUCCAAUCCCAUGAAGCACAUCGCCGUCACUUCGCCGCCACCCCUGUGA
This is a messenger RNA of Syzygium oleosum, 1164 nucleotides long. RefSeq names its product ninja-family protein AFP1-like. The coding region runs from base 1 to 1164 and encodes 387 amino acids. Gene Ontology annotation, biological process: response to abscisic acid; negative regulation of DNA-templated transcription; signal transduction. The transcript is spliced from 2 exons. Gene Ontology annotation, cellular component: nucleus. The record is from RefSeq and is a predicted model, not a curated record. Lineage: Eukaryota; Viridiplantae; Streptophyta; Magnoliopsida; Myrtales; Myrtaceae.